UUUACAUUUGCCAAACCAUUGGGAAGUCAAAGUGAAGUAUAUUUUACUGUCAACAUCUUCACUCUCUUCCCCCUCCAUUGUUGGCUCCAUACUCCAUGGCCACUCUAAUUAUUAACAACUACUAUUUGAAUGCACUACUCUCACUUUAGCUAUAUUUAUCGAAUCUCACAUACGUUUUUCUCUCUCUUUUAUACCUUUAUUUAUGUCUUCGAAAAGUGUUAAUGGCGGUUGCACCAUUAACAACACCUCCCCGCCGACAUCUCCGCGUAACCGGCAAAAUUGCCGGAGAAGACUACGCCGGCGGGGAAGCUUUUCAAUGUUGCACCGGCGGUAUUUUUUACUGCUUGUCUCUGUUCUAUACUUUACAGGUCUGAUCAGCUGCGUUGGUCCUCUGUUUUCUCUGCUGCAAUUUUCUGGUUUAGCAAAUGGUGCUGUUUAUCGGAGUCAUGAGAUUUUUCAGAAGCUUUGGAAUGAUAUUGAAGCUGAUAAUUCUUCUUCAAUAGAGCUGUCCUCUGUGUGGAUAUACAAAAGGAAGCUAAAAGAGCAAAGACCCUGUUCCUUUGGUACUACUGCCUCAACUAAAGAUUCUUCGAGAGCCAAUCUUUACUUAAUUGUUGAUGCCAAUGGUGGCCUCAAUCAACAGCGAUCAUCGAUUUGCAAUGCAGUAGUCAUUGCUGCGCUAUUGAAUGCCACAUUACUUAUUCCUCGUCUGGAGUUUCACAAUGUCUGGAGGGAUUCGAGUGAAUUUGGUGAUAUUUAUGAUGAAGACCAUUUCAUGUCCACCCUUAAAGAUUAUGUAGAAGUGGUUAAAGAACUACCAUCAGAAGUGAUGGAGAAAUAUGAUUCUAAUAUCAGCAACAUUCAGAAUUUGCGAGUUCAAGCUUGGGCACCUCCAAGAUAUUACCUGGAAGAGGUUUAUCCUGUCUUAUUUAAGCAGCGGGUUGUUCGUAUUUCCCCCUUUGCUAAUAGAUUGUCAAUGCAUCUUCCAUCUCAUCUUCAGUUCCUGAGAUGCUUUUCUAAUUAUGAAGCUUUAAAGUUCUCUCCAGCCAUAUCAGAACUUGCAAAGAAGUUGGUCAAGCGUAUGAUUGAGAGGAGCUCUAACGCUGGUGGGAAGUAUAUUUCUAUACACCUUCGCUUUGAGGAGGAUAUGGUAGCCUUUUCGUGCUGUAUUUAUGACGGAGGACAGGUUGAGAAGUCAGAAAUGGACGUUGUACGUGAGAAAGGAUGGGGAAAGAAGUUCAAACAGAAAUAUCGCGUUAUUGCACCUGGUCUCAACCGUAAAAAUGGAAAAUGUCCUAUGACCCCUGUAGAGGUUGGCAUGAUGCUCAGGGGUAUGGGAUUUGCCAAAGACACUCCGAUAUAUUUGGCUUCUGGGAAGAUUUACCAGGCAGAUAGAUAUCUAGAACCUCUGCGGAAGAUGUUUCCCCUCCUACAAACCAAGGAGACCUUGGCAACCAAAGAUGAACUUGCGCCAUUUGAGGGUUAUUCAUCAAGACUAGCCGCUGUGGACUACCUAGUAUGCUUGUUUAGUGAAGUAUUUGUAACCACUCAAGGGGGAAACUUCCCUCAUUUUUUGAUCGGUCAUAGAAGGUACCUUUUCAAUGGACAUGCCAAGACUAUCAAACCUGAUAAAAUCAAGCUUGUAACUUUAUUGCAAAACACAAGUACAAGCUGGAUUGAUUUCAAGGAUCAAAUGGGAUCAAUGUUGGCUGAAAGUGAUCGGAAGGGCAUAAUGGUACCUAGAGUUAAGAAGUCUACCAGAAAAGGUUCUAUCUAUUCGAAUCCUUUGCCUGAAUGCAGGUGUCUUUGGGAGUCAAAAAGAACUACCAACCGUAGUAAUUCAUACCUCAUGGUAGAUCACUGAGAUUGUUCUGAUUUGAGCAGCCCAAGUUGAUCAAUGAAGUUGGCAUCCUUCUGCAAACACCAGACUUUAUGUGUCAAUGGGGAGUGGUAGAAUAGAUCCAUAGUUGCAAGUCCAACGUUGAUUGCAGGAAUCAAAGAUCGUAAAAGCAUCUUGAGAUUUGCCUUAGCCGGCGAGGCAGGACAUUUGAUCUGUGUAUGUAGUUGAUAUCAGUACCACCCUUUGUAGUACCUAAACUUCCACUUACUAUUAUAUAGUAGUAGUAAUUUUUUUGUUCUUU
This is a messenger RNA of Solanum lycopersicum (tomato), 2141 nucleotides long. RefSeq names its product O-fucosyltransferase 10-like. The record is from RefSeq and is a predicted model, not a curated record. NCBI's taxonomy places the organism in Eukaryota, Viridiplantae, Streptophyta, Magnoliopsida, Solanales, Solanaceae.